CGAAGUUGUCACUUAGAAUUCUUUCCUAUCACACGCCCGGGACACAAGGAGGAAUUAAAACUUCAGUUGGUUUCUUUUUUUAGGCGUUGUUGCUAGCACGUGCAGUUGGUUCGUGUCUCUGCUGACUUUAAUUUUGCGCUCUGAGCGCUCAGAAAAGUUUGUGGAGUGGAAGCGAAUACUGCUGUGAAGUCCGAUACUAUUAAUUGGUUUCGAGUGACUAGAAAGCGUGACCAACAUGGCCGACAGUCUUCUCCUCAAUUUCGACGACAACACCGCCCCCGCCCCGCCCCCUCAGCCCACUACACCUGCAGCAGACCAGUUGCUCUUUGACCCCAUUCAGUCGUCAGCACCAGCAGCAGCAACAACAGCAGCAACAGCAGCACCACCUGCAGAACAGCUGCUGUUUGACCCGGUCUCCCCAUCAACACCAGCAGCCCCAGUAGCCCCAGUAGCCGCAGCAGCAGCAACAACACCAACAGCAACACCAGUAGAUCAGCCACUGUUUGAAGCAGCACCCCCUACAGCAACAACAGCAGCACCAGUAGCACCACUGGCGUCACCAACAGAAGCAGUACCAGCGACUAGUACUUCCACUCCCCAAGGUGGUGUGCACGUACACAGAUGGCAAGCUGGUGCAGCAGAUGACCCCUCUGGACGCCGGCUGGACCAAGGUGCAGGAGGUGGAGAGGAGCAUCAACGAGAACGGCGAGCACGUUGUGAUUUUCACCGCUGGAAGCGCUGUCUGCAGACGAUACUUUACGAAACUUCCGGAACUAGGUAUCACCCCACCACCCGUCAGCCAACCAGAAUCCUCGUAAAAGUCAGCUGACCAAAGCCACCAAUCAGUGCUCAUCGUUCCUAUUAAUCACUCUGAUUGAAUAAACGUUAUACAAGUAUAAAUAUAUUUAAUUACCAGUUUCAUUGAAGAUGGCAUAGACUACUUCAAGAUGGUUCACUUUCUAAAAAUGGGACGUCGGCCACCUAAACGCAAUAAUAAUAAUUUUAUUAGUGUAUUUAAGUACUGUGUUUAUCAAGGAUUGCAUGGACUACUACUACCACAAGAUGGUUCGCGCACUAACAUGUGGUCUUCAGCCUCCUAAACACAAUAAUAAUCAUGUCGCCACGGGCUCUAGUGGAAACUCUCUGUUUCGUUUCUCAAGCAGAGGUUCUUUUUUAACAAUCUGUACUUAUGACUCUUCAUAAAAUAGUAUCUGCAUACAAUAACAUUAAUGUACCCACCCAUAGUCAAAAUAGUAUCUUGCGUACAAUAUCAUUAAUGUAACUGCACAUGUUUUAAACAGUAUCCUGUAUACAUUGACAUUAAUGUUCCCCCUUACGUUUUUAACAGUCUAAUGGGUGAGUGAACCAUCUUGAGGUGUAUGUAUAUGACGAUACUUCUGAGGAAGAACCCGUUUAAGUAUGUCAUUCUUGCUUCUACAAAUUGGCGUGCAUGUUUUGAACGCAGUGUUUAAUAAUAAAACGACAAUCCAUCAAUUUAUUUAUCUCAUUCUACUUACUUGCUGUCCCACCCAUCUAUCUCGGUAUUGUCGUUCCAGCCUCUGAGGGCACGGGUGGGCGUUUGUUCAUGUGUAUCUAUACUACUGUGCUAUUGCAAGGGAGGGGGGCUGAAGGAAAGUAUUUUUAAGGUAGGGGUGGACGCUACAGAGAGAGA
This is a messenger RNA of Aplysia californica (California sea hare), 1672 nucleotides long. RefSeq names its product clathrin coat assembly protein AP180. Gene Ontology annotation, biological process: fatty acid transport. Gene Ontology annotation, molecular function: fatty acid binding. NCBI's taxonomy places the organism in Eukaryota, Metazoa, Mollusca, Gastropoda, Aplysiida, Aplysiidae. Gene Ontology annotation, cellular component: cytosol; nucleus. The record is from RefSeq and is a predicted model, not a curated record.